AUGUCCCAACACGCGACUAUCAAGGAUGCCUUCGGCCCUGGCAGUUUUGUCGACACCGCUCUCAUCGAUGUUCCGACCGAUUCUCGCAGAAUCCUUGCCGACCUAGUCCGCAUCUCCCCUCAGCUCGGAGUGACGCCUGAGGAGCUGGAUCUGGUCGACUUCGCUGGUGAUGAGUUGUCUUGUAUCCCGGGUAACAUCAAGUCGCAAGCUUAUGCCGCCGCGUUGAAUGCACUGCAAGCCAUUCUCGCCAGGCAAAUCAGUGCUCUUCGAGGAGUCGAUACUGGUGGUAUAAAGAUUGACACUGAUGCCGCUGGAUUGUAUCCUGGCACUGUGGCCCUGGGCUUCGUCGAUGGUCAGACUCUUGACAAGCUUGAUAAUGUCGCCGAGUUCGGCGUGGAUCUUGACCGUGAAUGUAUGACCGAAACGGAUCUCAUGUAUCGAACAUGGUCCAUCUAUCCCACUAAGGACCCCAAUGUCUGGUACCAAGGAAUCGGUAACUUCAACCCAAAGGUGUGGCUCAAGCAACACAGGAUCGAUCCCGCUACUCCUCACAAGGACAGAGAUGAGGCCUAUGAGAUCAUUAGAAAAAUGACGAUUAAGCAUUCCCCUGAGGAGCUCGAAGCCAUCGAUGUCAACAAUGGUUUCUGCGGCCAAAUCGUCCACACCCCCAAGCGCUGGCAAGAAUUGCACUACGCCAAGAGCCUUGCGCGUCACCCGUUGUUCAACGUGGAGCAGGCGCUGGGCUCGCAGGGGCUACCCCCAAUCGAAUUCUCGAAGAUCUCCGGCAAUGACAAGCGCCCAUUGGCAGGUCUCAAGGUACUGGAGCUCGCUCGCAUGAUCGCAGCACCCGAGCUAUGCAGGGUGUUGGGUUCACUGGGUGCCGAUGUCAUCAAAGCUCAGAGCCCGAAUUUGCACGACGUCCAGGGCAUAAGUUUGUCCUUGACGGCUGGCAAGCGCAUCGCCCCGCUAGACUUGAACAAGGCUGAGGAUGCUGCACAUCUGAAGAAGCUCUUCGACGAAGCCGAUGUCAUCGUGUCCGCCUUCCGCUUGAAGUCGCUGGAGCGCCGUGGUUUCGGCCUUCUCGACGCCCUUGAGGCUGCUAAGAAGCGUGGCAAGGGCAUUGUGUACGUCGACUUGAACACAUAUGGCCCAGAUGGAUACUACGCCGAGCGUCCUGGCUUCCAGCAAGUAGCGGAUGCCGCAUCGGGAUGUACCUACGUAUUGGGACGCUCCUUGGGCUACGCACCCGGCACAGGUGUAGCUAUGUUGCCGGUGGCGGACAUGCUAAGCGGCUCUGUCGGCGUCGUCAAUGUGUUGAAAGCUCUGCGGGAUCGUGCUACAAAAGGUGGCUCUUAUCAUUCCGUUGUCUCACUGGUCGCGACCGAUCUCUAUCAAUUGACUGAGGAAUGUGGGUUGUACUCCCAGGAGACGGUAGACAAGAUCCAAGCAAAGUACAAGUUCGGCCACAUGGGUCCAGAGACGAUGGUUGGAGAGCUGUUGGCCGUCGUCGGCAAGGCAUGGGUUCAGAAUGGCCCUCACCUGCUAAAGAAGCCGGGACUUUGGGUCACCUACGAAUCGGCCUGGGGCCAAUCGCACACGAUCCAGGCACCCAUGAUCCAAUUCGAGAAUGAGGGAUCAUCCCCCAAGUACAACCAUGCACCGGUGCCCUUCUGCUCUGGCUCGCCAAGGGAGGAAUGGGCUGUUUCAAUCUAG
Molecule: messenger RNA, 1713 nt
Organism: Aureobasidium namibiae CBS 147.97
Lineage: Eukaryota; Fungi; Ascomycota; Dothideomycetes; Dothideales; Saccotheciaceae
Product: CoA-transferase family III
Exons: 2
Coding region: 1-1713 (570 amino acids)
Molecular function (GO): catalytic activity
Source: RefSeq, a predicted model, not a curated record